This is a messenger RNA of Styela clava, 1366 nucleotides long. Its product is annotated as microfibril-associated glycoprotein 4-like. The record is from RefSeq and is a predicted model, not a curated record. Lineage: Eukaryota; Metazoa; Chordata; Ascidiacea; Stolidobranchia; Styelidae.
UCUCCCUUGUUUAUGAUUCGAAAUGCAUAAUUUGUAUUUUGUUUUUCUUUAUCAAAUUUUUGCUUUUACAUGUGUAGUUUCCAGCACAUUACUUCUCAAGGAAACAAAAAAGACAGCAUGGUUAGUUUAUUUGCAAUUCUGCUGUUUUAUCUGAUUUCAGCAACAAAUUCGUUGCCUGAUGAUGGUCUCUGUUCCCAAGUUUAUCAAAUGCAUGAAUAUUGUACAAGACAGGUUCAUGGUACGUUACCUUCAAAUUCGCGACCAGACCAUGUUCAUGCAAGACGAGUUGGUAAAGCUGGGCCACGUGGACCACCAGGUGUUGUUAACUAUACAAAAAUAGAAAAAGAAAUGCAGAGGAAAUUUGACGAAAUGGAGAUUCGUUUUAAAACGAAGAUGAUCAACAUUGAAGAAAAAAUGUUAAACAAUACAUCUGAGAUAGCAAAAAAAUUUUCGGAAUUGAUUCGAGUUGCUGAAGAAUUAAGACCUCUAACUUUUUCCGAUUGCGGAAAAGUAACUAAAAAUGAUGCAAAAAUGUGGAAUGAAACCGGUGGAGUUUUCGAUAUUUAUCCAACUUACACAAAGCUUGAAGUUUUCUGUGAUCUAACAACUGACGGUGGUGGUUGGAUGAUAUUUCAACGACGGACAAGUGGCUCAACGGACUUUUACAGAACUUGGAAUGAAUACGUAAACGGAUUUGGGAACAAAGCUGAUGAAUAUUGGCUUGGCCUGAAGAAUCUUCAUCAUCUGACACGUGAUAAUGACUAUGAACUUCGUAUUGAUUUGGAAGAUUGGGAAGGAAACAAGAAAUAUGCAAAAUAUUCCAAUUUUAAAAUAGGAGGACCGAAAACGAAAUAUACACUUGCUGUUGCAGGAUACACUGGAGACGCGGGUGAUUCUUUGAGUGGUCACAACGGUCUAAGAUUUACGACCAAAGAUCAAGACAAUGAUUCAAAUUCUGCGAAUUGUGCAGUAUCUUUUAAAGGGGCAUGGUGGUACUCGAGCUGUCAUUCAAGCAAUUUGAAUGGUCAUUAUUUCAAAGGCGGAGUCCACAAAUCUUACGCAGAUGGUGUUGAAUGGUCUCCUUGGAAGGGACAGUAUUAUUCUCUCAAAAUUACAGAAAUGAAAAUUCGACCAAUAUAACAAUCAAUAACCCCUACAACAACAAACUUUAUAUUAACUUUUCGAUUACCCACUACAGCAGUUUGGCAUCACAUAGGUAAUUUUGUAUAGCUUAUCAGUUGAUAAUCUGGAAUUACUUAUAUAUUAUCAUUACCACUAUUAGCUCUGUCGUGGCAAUAAAAAUAUAAAUUGGUUAAAACAUGGACUAGUUUUUUGUUUUUGUUUUUUUUUUCUUUUCAAUUUGAAA